GUGGUGGCCUUAGGAGAAGUGCCCGAUGGGACAGUGGUCACCGUCAUGGCUGGGAAUGAUGAGAACUACUCUGCAGAGCUGCGAAACGCAUCUGCCGUGAUGAAGAACCAGGUGGCCAGAUUUAAUGACUUACGAUUUGUGGGCAGAAGUGGAAGAGGGAAGAGCUUUACUUUGACAAUAACUGUCCUAACAAAUCCCCCCCAAGUCGCUACAUACCACAGAGCCAUAAAGGUUACAGUGGAUGGGCCAAGGGAGCCAAGAA
Tauraco erythrolophus (red-crested turaco) is the source of this 262-nucleotide messenger RNA. The record is from RefSeq and is a predicted model, not a curated record. NCBI's taxonomy places the organism in Eukaryota, Metazoa, Chordata, Aves, Musophagiformes, Musophagidae.